This is a messenger RNA of Exophiala viscosa, 1215 nucleotides long. RefSeq lists its product as uncharacterized. Lineage: Eukaryota; Fungi; Ascomycota; Eurotiomycetes; Chaetothyriales; Herpotrichiellaceae. The coding region runs from base 280 to 936 and encodes 218 amino acids. The record is from RefSeq and is a predicted model, not a curated record. The transcript has a single exon.
GCCUUGACCUCAGCUGGCAGGUGCGAAUCACUGUGGGAGGAGUGGUGGAAAGACAUGAGACACUUUUGUUGCACAAUUGACACCGAGAUACAGCGGGGCAUGCAACAUGCAAACAUGCAUCUCUCUCUUUGUUCACUGUUCAGCUUCAUUUUGCCCACGUGCCCAUUCUCAACAAUUAAAAAGGACAGAGACCGUCCCCAGACCCUCCAGCAUCUCUUCCAGAUUUCGUAUCUGUCCCUUUCUCCCUUUGUUCACGGGUUUAUUUGAUAACUACUCAUCAUGGCGAUCAAGGACUACGGAGUCUGGGUUGCACAACCCAUCUCAUUCAAAGCCGACGGCCCCUCAGACAAGACUCCUCACAUCAAUCUGAAGUUCCAAGACGAUUCAGGCAGCAAGAAUCUCAGUGCAGCCAUCAAUGUCAAAUCGACCGACACUGAUUCCCGCCUCGUCUAUUGGUUCAACAAGGCCUUCACACAUCCCAUCAUCAGCAGCCUCCCAAACCUCCAAUCCGGCUUCAACUCACUCUCAAGCGAUGGUUCCAAUGAUUUGGCCCUCGACUUUGCACGUACACAGCCUCAGCUGGUGGUCCUGAGCCAGGGCACAAUUCUUCCCUACGAAGCCUCGGGUCCCAACAACGACAUUCUCGACGACUUGGAACCCGUGUUGACAGAUGCCAUCCAGCAAAAGGCCACCAUCUAUAUCUUCGGCUCGUCUUAUGGAACAGGCAUACACGACAUCCACAUGAAUCAGGGCAGCUUGCCACAAUUUGACAAUGCGGUGUGGUCGGACGGUGCUUUGGUCUUUGCGUUCCCAGAUGGACAUUGGGAGGCUGUCUUCAUUGCCUUUGCCUCGCAGGAACUACCCACCGACGAUUCAACAGGAGAGCCAUUGCAGGACAGCACGCCGCUCUCGGAGACAGCACACCCGGUGGAAUAGUAAUGGGGUUUUGUCACUCAUGUGAGAGCUCAGAGCUUGAAUACAUAGCGCAGGAAUGGGUUUGUCAUGACCACAGCUGGCUGAGAGGUCGCUUGACCGAUGCUAGAUAAGGGCGGCCGCUGGACUCGCAAAGUGUGUCCACAUAACGAUAACGAUAGAAGCAUUGCACCAUCUCAUUGUUUAUAACACUUCAGACCAAGGCUCCCGUCCUCCUCUUAGAUCCCACACAUAGCCGAGGAGUAAGAUCGUCACACGCAGCGUGGCUCGAAGUAGUCAUGU